AAACAAUCGAAACCAUUAAGGUCAUUAAAGAGACUGACGGUCCAAAAAGCCCGAAAUCUGUCCAUUUCUCAAUGGUCCGAAAUUUCUACAUUGCAGAUAUCAUCACAUUGAUGAAUGGAGUUUGUGGAGUACAGUCUGUGUUUGCUUCUAUGCGAUAUCUUGUGACGAAUGACGCCGCUGACCUUUACCGGGCAAUGUGUUUCAUGCCCUUUGGUCUCUUGUUCGACUUUUUUGACGGACGGGUGGCACGCUGGCGGAAUAACUCGUCCCUCUUGGGACAAGAGUUGGACAGUUUGGCAGAUUUGAUCUCAUUCGGUAUGGCACCAGCUGCCUUAGCCUAUGCAAUCGGUAUGCAAACCUUCUUGGACACAGCUGUAUUGACGUACUUUGUAUGCUGUGGUAUUGCUCGUCUUGCAAGAUACAAUGCUACAGUAGCUAUGGCACCAAAAGACGACACUGGAAAGAUCUCUUACUUUGAGGGCACACCGAUACCAACCUCGCUCACUAUCAUUGCACUCUUUGCGUACUUUUUGUCGAAUGAUAAGUACCUCGAAGCUUUACCUGGACAGCUCAUCACAUUUGGAGAAGACUGGGAGUUUCAUCCGCUUGUUCUUGUGUAUGCUUUGAGUGGUACUCUGAUGAUUAGUAAGACAUUGCGUAUCCCCAAGCCAUAAGAUGAUGAUCAUGGUGAAAUCCCACACACACACACAGACUCUCUCUCUCUCUAUCCUUCACUUCACUUUUAUUCCAUUCCAUUCAAUUCGCUCUCUCCUUAUCAACAGCCAUUAUUAAACCCACCCCGCCAAAAUCCGUACAACCACAACCACAACCACAAACACAAGCACAUGCAUAAACGCAACCUUUCUCUUCUUCAUUUAAUUACGAAAAUUGGUGCUAUUUUUGUUAGAAGAAGAAGAGUAAAAAAAAAAGAAAAGAAAAAACAAACAGACAAGACAAGACAAAAGAAAUACAUGAAGAAAGCCUGUUUUUAUAUAUAUUGUUUUUUGUUUUAUGUUUCUUUUUAGAAAGGGUUUUCUAUAUACAUAUUUUUUUUUGUUCUUUGGUGAGAUUUCUUUUCUUCUAUUUCUCACUCACUCUCUUUGUUUGCUAUCAUCAAUAAAGCCAUUAAAUUUC
Phycomyces blakesleeanus NRRL 1555(-) is the source of this 1134-nucleotide messenger RNA. RefSeq lists its product as hypothetical. Gene Ontology annotation, molecular function: phosphotransferase activity, for other substituted phosphate groups. Gene Ontology annotation, cellular component: membrane. The transcript is spliced from 4 exons. Bases 72 to 674 code for a protein of 200 amino acids. The record is from RefSeq and is a predicted model, not a curated record. Gene Ontology annotation, biological process: phospholipid biosynthetic process. NCBI's taxonomy places the organism in Eukaryota, Fungi, Mucoromycota, Mucoromycetes, Mucorales, Phycomycetaceae.